This is a messenger RNA of Megalops cyprinoides (Indo-Pacific tarpon), 1201 nucleotides long. RefSeq names its product coiled-coil domain containing 97 (gene ccdc97). The coding region runs from base 156 to 1166 and encodes 336 amino acids. Lineage: Eukaryota; Metazoa; Chordata; Actinopteri; Elopiformes; Megalopidae. The record is from RefSeq and is a predicted model, not a curated record. The transcript is spliced from 6 exons.
AGGAAAGCAGGACAAGAGUCCUACUUUUAUUAACGUAAGGGUAGCUAAAUGACACCAUAUAGUUGUGUCUGAAAUAAUUUGAGAAGAACUUUGAGAAAUUAUUCCCAUAUUACUGUGUAUAGAAUUUUCAAGGGACCCCUGCUGACGUUACAGACAUGUGGGGUGAGAUCGAACCUCAUCCCACGUGCAGUUCUGUUGGCUUUGACAAGCCAGUCUGCAAGACAGAGUGUCUCUCUCACGCGUCUGGAUCGGAGCCUACAAGUUCUGAUUCUACAGAUGAUAACGAGCAACACGGGUGCAAUGAGACCGAGUGCCCCAGCGAUCUGGCCGCGAUGAUUGAGGCUGUGGCCGUGAGCAGGAGCCCGGUGAAAAGCCAGCAGAUGGGGGAGCCGGACCUGACGGUGGAGGAGAGGAGGAAGGUCCUUCUGGAGCAGUACAGGGCCAAGCCCUUGGUCUUCCUGGAGCGCUACCAGGCACACCUUAGGCCUGAGCACCUUGGGGCCUUCGCCCACCUGAGCGCGGACUGCAGGGCCCAGUACUACACCGAGCAGGUGCGGACGAGAGCGUCCAAUCAGGGGAACAGGACCCGGGUCCGGAACCAGCGCUAUGCCGCCCUUAGGGCGUUGCAGCAGGAGGGUCAGUAUUUCAGUGAAGAGCAGAUGCGAGUGCGGGAACCCCUGCUGUACGAACAAUACAUCGGCCAGUACCUGAGCGAGGAGGAGCUGAGCAGGCGCUCAGAGGCGGCCCUGGAGGGCGGCGUCAGCGGGCUGGCCGACCUGCUGAUGAACUCCUACCAGGAGAGGCUGAUCCAGAACGCGGUGCGAAAACAGCAGGACAUUGAGGAUGGAGCCGAGGAGGAGACGGAGGAAGACGACGAGGGCUGUGAGGAAAAGGAGGAGCAGUGGGAGCCCAGCGCAGAAGAAAAGGCCCUUCUGAGGGAGGAGUUUGUCAGUCAAAUGCAUCAGCGCUUCCUGGAUGGAAAAGACAAGGACUUCGAUUACAGCGAGGUGGAUGAGAACCCAGAUUACGACAAUCUAGACAUUGUGAAUCGUGAUGCAGAAGAACGUUACUUUGAUGAUGAUGAUGAUGAUGAUGAUGAUGAUGAUGAGGAGGAGGAGGAAGAAGAAGAGGCAAAUCAAGAAGAGGAAGACGUGGAGAUGCAGUAGCACUCACAGAAAUUUUCUUUAUGCCCCCCCGCCCC